CGUCAGACAAGCUUGGAAUGCUUUGCUGAAUGAGCACUCAGGGAGUCAUUAUUCGUGGGCCACUGCGCAUGGGAGACGUUCCUUUAAGGCCUUCACAAAUUGACUCAUCAUCGACUUCUGUAGAGCUAUUUUUGAGUUUGACUUAUUUUCAAAUUUAUGUAGAGAGAAGUUUAAGUUGUUUUCAAGGGGGAAAGAGGUCAAAGUAGGUAAGAUACUGCUUCUCCUAUGUUGUAUGUGUGUUAAUAUUCAGUAUGAGUCUGCUCCACCUCCUGUUGAAAAAGGUCUUCUAACUUCUCUGUCGGCGUCGCUGUUGGUAUCACAGACUCAGCCAGUUCUCCUGACACCUUCUGGAUUGCCGGACACGGAUUGCGUCAAGAUUUCGAGGAGAUUCGUCGUAGUCGACUAUUGACUAGUGCAG
Amoebophrya sp. A25 is the source of this 418-nucleotide messenger RNA. The record is from the annotation of a GenBank genome assembly. NCBI's taxonomy places the organism in Eukaryota, Dinophyceae, Syndiniales, Amoebophryaceae.